Rhodamnia argentea is the source of this 2183-nucleotide messenger RNA. RefSeq names its product 5'-nucleotidase domain-containing protein DDB_G0275467. Lineage: Eukaryota; Viridiplantae; Streptophyta; Magnoliopsida; Myrtales; Myrtaceae. The transcript has 14 exons. Bases 229 to 1884 code for a protein of 551 amino acids. Gene Ontology annotation, molecular function: 5'-nucleotidase activity. The record is from RefSeq and is a predicted model, not a curated record.
CCUCGAUCUCCGUAAUUCGGUUAUUAUUCGGAUGGGGUUCACCCAACCGUCCUCCCUCUUUUGAUUGGUGGAGACCGUAGACCCAACCGUAGUAAUAGAGGAGAGACCCUUCAGCAAAGCUCUCGCUGUCAUUUUCUUUUUCCAUUCUUAUUCGACGGAUAUCAAAUUCGUUCCACCAAGGCCCGCGCGCGCUGGUUCUCAAAGCCGACCGCCUUCGCCUCCCUUCGCAUGGCCUCCUUGCGGAGGUUUCUUCCGUUCUGCUCUUCCCUCAAGGGGUUGAAUGUUCUUCGCUAUGAAACCAGAGCAGAGCUUGGAGGAAGCUUCCGAGGCCUUAGCUCAAUUUGUUCGCCGGACCAGAAAGUGUUGAAAUUGGGGGAGGAUUGGCAGUCUGAGCAUGAUGUCCCAGGGAUCAAUGAUGAGAUAGCGAUGAUUCGGCGUGAAUUCGAUGCUGCCAAGAAGAGUUUUCUCAAGAUUCCUGAAGCACUCAAGGAAAUGCCAAAGAUGAACCCUAAAGGAAUAUAUGUGAACAAGAAUAUAAGACUGGAUAAUGUACAAGUGUACGGAUUUGACUAUGACUACACCCUGGCACAUUACUCUGCUAAUUUGCAGAGUUUGAUAUAUGAUCUUGCGAAGCAGCACAUGGUUAAUGAGUUUAGGUACCCUGAAAUUUGUAUGACUUUUCAAUAUGAUCCAAGUUUUCCAAUCAGAGGAUUAUACUAUGACAAGCAAAAAGGAUGUCUCUUGAAGUUGGAUUUCUUUGGGUCAAUUGAGCCGGACGGAUGCUACUUUGGUCGACGGAAGCUUUCCAGGAAGGAAAUCAAUCUCAUGUAUGGAACACGGCAUAUUGGCCGUGAUCAGGCACGCGGGCUUGUUGGUUUAAUGGACUUCUUCUGCUUUAGUGAGGCAUGCCUCAUUGCAGAUAUGGUGCAAUUUUUCGUUGAUGCGAAGUUGGAAUUUGAUGCCUGUUACAUUUUUGAGGAUGUAAAUCGGGCAAUUCAGCAUGUUCAUCGGAGUGGAUUAGUUCACAGAGGGAUUCUUUCAGACCCUCAUAAAUACUUAGUAAAAAACGGAGAGGUGCUGCAGUUCCUGAAGAUGCUGAAGGAGAAAGGGAAGAAACUCUUUUUGUUGACUAAUUCUCCUUUCUAUUUUGUGGAUGGAGGGAUGCAGUUUAUGCUGGAGGAAUACAUGGACUGUAGAGAUUCAUGGAGGGAACUUUUUGAUGUUGUGAUAGCUAAAGCGAAUAAGCCCGACUUUUACACAUCUGAGCACCCAUUUCGUUGUUAUGACUCAGAAAAGGAUACCUUGGCUUUCACCAAGGUGGAUGCGUUGCUUCCCAAUAAAAUUUAUUACCAUGGCUGCCUUAAAUCAUUCCUUCAGAUCACUAAGUGGAAUGGUCCAGAGGUGAUAUACUUUGGGGAUCAUCUAUUUAGUGACCUAAGAGGGCCUUCAAAGGCUGGCUGGCGCACUGCUGCUAUCAUCCAUGAACUAGAAAAUGAGAUACAUAUCCAAAAUGAUGAUCGCUACCGAUAUGAACAGGCAAAAUUUCACAUAAUACAAGAGCUGCUAGGCAGAUUGCAUGCAACUGUUGUCAGUAGUCAAAGUGAAGGGUACAAGUCUCUUCUGGAGGAGCUGAAUGAGGAGAGGCAGAAAGCGCGUCUCAUAAUGAAAAGAAUGUUCAACAGUUCUUUUGGAGCUACUUUCCUCACUGAUACUGGUCAAGAAUCUGCUUUUGCUUAUCAUAUUCAUCAAUAUGCAGAUGUCUACACCAGUAAACCUGAAAACUUCUUGCUUUAUCAACCUGAAGCAUGGCUUCAUGUACCCUUUGAUAUUAAAAUCAUGCCACAUCACGUGAAGGUUCCAUCUAGCCUGGUCAAAAGUCACUGAUAUUAUUCCUAGUGCGCUUGGGGAGUGAGAACAGUUUUGGCAUCACUACUCAGUUCUCGCGUGUAAGAUGACGAUUGAUUGUCUUUAUGGUGUCUUGAUCAUGCGGGUGAUGAUGAAUACGUGAUUGAGGGCUCAUCUCGCUGGUUCUUGGAGGAUGUAGUAUAAAAGUGGUCAGGCAUUUAUUCUUUCACAUUAGUGUAGACACAAAAAUAAUGAUCUUGUCAAUUUUUUUACCUCAAAAGCCAUGUACCUUUGAGGGUCACAUUUAUAAAUUGAAAAUUCCAGUGGUUAUUAUCUUA